Wasmannia auropunctata (little fire ant) is the source of this 8649-nucleotide messenger RNA. RefSeq names its product protein ELYS (gene Elys). The transcript is spliced from 6 exons. The coding region runs from base 292 to 7386 and encodes 2364 amino acids. The record is from RefSeq and is a predicted model, not a curated record. NCBI's taxonomy places the organism in Eukaryota, Metazoa, Arthropoda, Insecta, Hymenoptera, Formicidae.
CAGAGAGAAAGAGAGAGAGAGAGAGCGCGCAGCAAAAUUAAUAGAUAGAUAAUAUCAAUUUCAUACGUAGUACGAUUCCAAAUUACACUGAAUUAAUUAUUGUAUUCUUCCAAUAACUUCAUUUUGUAGUGCACGUCCAAUUUCAUUGUAUUCUUAAGUGUGUAUGCGUUUCCUAUUUUAUUACGAGAGCAAACGUGAGAUUUGGCGCCAACAUAACCUCGUUGCGAACCCGUAAAAACGGUUUUUAUUAAAUGCAACUCUGAUGAAAUAUUUCGGUAGCUGGCCUGAGAAAUGAAGGAGCUGGAGGAAGUUAACUGCGAGAUUCGCAGAAUCGUGAAUCUUCAAUUUCCUGUGUCAAACUGGUUAAGAAAUUUAGAGUAUGGUCAAUCUGCGAACCUUCAAGAGCACGACAAUGUUAGUGAUUGUCGUGGAGGAUUUCUGCAUAAUGCAACAUACGCAUGGCUGAGUUAUGGUUGCCAUUUGGUAGUCUUUAAUGUGAAAUUAGGAGAGAGCGUUAGCAGUUGGAUGUUUCGUGGUAUUGUAACAUCCGUUUUCCAAUUUCCUGCGCAAUCUGGAGAAUUUCCAUUGCUGCUCGUUGGAAUAGAUAAUUGUGCAACCAAAAUAAAAGAUUCCUUUGGUUUAUUGUGUAUAUUUGACUGUACUACAUCCCGUGUUUUGAGAGCUAUCCGUAUGCCAUGUGGGAUAGAACAAGUCUGUGUUGUGACGGGUGGUGCAGAAUGGGAGGAAUUCAAUGAUAAAAGACCUGAUAACAUACUAAGCGAAAUGGAUGGAAUGGCCUGUGUAGCUUUGCGUAAUCUUCAGCAUAUUAUGAUCGAUCUCCGACGAACUAUAUGGGACACACAAGAUUCAUCUACUGUUAUGGACGAAACAUCACCGGCAGAAAUUGAUUUUCCAUCGGCAAAACAAAUUAUUGGUAGAUGUCAAUUCAGAAAUCGAGAAAAGCAUGCGGCUUAUAAUUUGUUCAACAAUCGUAUAGAAAAACACAUUGGCUUUAACAGAGAAGAUUUUGAAUCAUCUUUGCUCGGCGAGAAUUUGACCACCGCGAUCGUUAGCUCCACAAAGAUUGGCUGUUUAAUUUCCGGCUGUUUAGGUAGAGUGAUAAUUUGGCAGAAUGAUGGCUCCAUAGGAUGGAUUAGUACGCCUAUCGACGAGAACAUGACAGUUACGCAUUUGGCCUUGUUGGAACCCACGGAUGAUCCUAGACCUUUUUAUUAUUUGUGGGUUGUAUUCCAGGACGAAUUGUCAAAAGCGCCACCGAUACUGCGAAUGUACGCCAUGCUGUUUGAAAGGAAAUACUGUGACAGAGAGAUAAACUUGUACUUCAAUCUAGAAGAUGAUCCCAGUCUCAAGUUUGAAUCGGAACUGAACGAAGGAGAUAAGGUUAUCGGUUUGUGCACCGUUGAGAGAGAGUCCAAUCCAGAACAGACCGAAUCGGCUGCUAGAAGAGGCGAGGAUAAUCUGCUGCUUAUCGCCACCAACGACAGAGUAUUUCUGUUUGAUUUAAAUCAAUGGUAUAAAGAGCAAAUGCCGCACACCAUCAGCGAGUGUCAGAAUCCAAACAGCAUAUUAGCAACGUAUCGCACAAAAUCGGACGCACAAAACGAGGUAGACAGUCAGUCGGUCAUAAGUUUCGCAUAUAUUCCGCACAGUUUGCAAGAAUUUUCCAGCAACAGCCCGAGCUCGUCCGAGGAAUUGUUUUAUCCCAACUCCUUGUCCCUUGAAUGGAUAGAGCUUAACUCAACGAAACUGACAUUCUGGAUGACUCGUGGGAUUCAGACCGAUUUGCUGCGUGAAAUUGCUACGGCGGGUCCAGUCGUAUUGAUACAACCAUUUGAAACGUUUCAUAGAUGUCUUUCGGUCGGAUUGGUGCCGUUCAAUUCGGAAUUUUCGUUCGCCAGCGAUCAAAGCGCACAACGAGAGAUGUUGCUGUCCCUCUGCUUGGAACAGCGGUGGUCUACUUUUCUGAUAAAAUGCGCUACAGAGUGGUCGGACGGUAGUGCCUCUUACUUGUAUCCCACUUUCCUUAAGUGGGUCGUCCAGAGAGCUUCUAUGAUAAAAAUGAUUGCGGAUCGGCUUUGUAUUCCUCUGUUUGAUCAAUCAGGCAGCAGCAUCGGUGAAGCUGAUGUAAAAACUUUGCGAUUUUGCUCGCAGCAAUUGGAAUGUUUGUCCAAUGUAGUGGGUAAAUUGCCGUCCGCGAUGAUGGACUUGACGAAGCAACGAAGGACGUUGAGACGCGUGUCUAUAUAUUUUCAAGUACUCCUUUGGUUCUACGAUGUAGGACUGUUACCCGAAAUGCAAGAUUUUGAGGAAAAGGAGGAGGAAGAAGCAGCAAUAUCAGCAGCAGACAGGGCGGAACAACAAGAAGAAGAGGAGGAGGAGGAGGAGGAGGAGGAGAAGGGUACGCUGCCUAUCUCCUUAGCGCUAAGAGUGCCUUAUCCUUACGAGAAACUUUCGGUGCUUUAUAAGGAGAAGCGGGCACAGUUUUUAAAAAACAAUGGCAGCAAUCGCGAAAAGGAGGAAAAUUUAUUUAUCGACGAGCUGAUAACGCGCGAAUGUUCCAUGUUGAAAGCACAAUGGGAAAGAGAGGGUAGCAUCGCUAUGAAUGGCUGCUACCCACCACCAUCGUUGCAAUCUCUAUUACGAUCUUAUUUAACCGAUUGUCAUCAGACGGAAGCAAAUGAGAUUAAUUGCAGACAUCAGAUCACAAUUUACCUUCUAAUGGACGUGGCUAUGCUGCUGCAGCGGCUGUAUCCCGCGGUGAAACAGCUCAUCAAAUAUCCGUCCGCAUUCAUGAUGAGCCCUAGCCUCAUCAAGCUCACUCAGGCAUUCUGGCUGCUUGAUCACGAAAAUUAUCAGGAAUUCCUCGACACGAUAACCGGCCAGUUAGUCUGUGACUCCGAUAUUAAGGAUUGGCACCACAAACUCAUAUUGCGUACUUUGGUGCGUAAUAAUCAACACAAACUGGCGCUCGUAUAUCUUCGCGUGAGAAAACCUGCCCUAUCCUCCAUGGAAGAGCAAGGUAUGGCCAUGAGUCUUUCGGUGGAGCAUGGUCUGGUACAGUCCGCUUUCCAUCGUCGGCCACCCUGUCAUUACGAACAACUGCUAACCAGCUUUUUCCAAGCAUGCAGCAAGUACGGCAAGCUCGACGAGAUUCUGCACUUAGUACUGGACGUUGAGGAGGAGGAGGUGUUUGUUAAAUUUCUCGAGGAGAACAAGAUGGAAGAUUUACGUUUAUUAUACUAUCUACAACGAUGCCGUUACACGGAAGUAAUUGGCGGCUGCUAUCCGAUUCGGCAGUCAAACUUGAUCAAAGACGUGCAGUCCACGUCGUUCAGUAUGCUUGGCGCGUACGACAUGACCUUGCCUGAUGUCACGAAACGAUUCUCCACGAAUACGGCAGCGAAAAAUUCAGACGCGGAUCUGAAGGCGCGCCAUUCCCGACCGAUGUCGCAUUGCAAAAGCCACGACAGACUGCGGAAUAUAUAUGAGACGGCGAUCACGAAGGCCAGAGAAACUUAUUUACGAGGAGAAAAAUCUCAGAUCCCGUUUGUCAGUGCGCCCUGCACGUCGUUGAGACUCAACAGUUAUGGCGUAAACAUGAAUUGUGUAUUGUUUCCGGCGCUGAUGCGAGUCGAUAAGAGGAGCAAUAAUCGUGGCAAACGUACGAUCGAUCAGAUCUACGAAGAGAUCGAAGAAGAUGCGGACAUAAUGUCAUCGGACGGCGUAAAACGCCGGAAAUUAUCGGAUCGCGAGAAUGUCUCCGGAUCACCGUCGAGUAACGUCGUUUCGGACAAACGAGCUUCGGAAGAAUCGGGAUUGUUGGAAACUUUCGAGACGCCUCUGGUAAAGCGCAAACCUAAUGUCUCCACGAACAAGGAUCACGUUCUAGAGACACCGCAAUCUAUUUUGAAGAUUAGACAACUCGUAAGAAACUCGACGUCUCCUACCGUAAUAUCCCAAGUGAAGGAGGCCUGCACCGAUAGACUGUCCACCGAGAAGGAGAGGAAAAUCAGUAGACAGAUACGAUUUCUUUUUAACAUCAAUCAAUCCAAGAAAGAUGCUCUGACGUGUGACGAGGAGGAAGAGGAGGAUGAGGAAAAAGAGAAGGAGGAAAAGGAAGAACAAAACGAUAACGAGACCGAUAUUUUCCUCCAACAUUCGAACGAAGCGAGUAAUGAUGCAUUCUUCAGUCCUUGUUUGGACGCAAACAACAAGUCUGCAGUAUAUUGCGAAAGCGCGGUUUUGAAUGACAGUAGCAAUACUUCCGGUAAGAUUCAUUGCUACGCCCGUCCGCGACCCAGCCUCAGAAGAAGUGCCUUACAAUCGUCCGUAAACUUGUCCGCCGCAGCGACCUCGAUGACUUUCGAAGAGACGAACAAAGAAUCCCAGUUUAUUCCAGGUACACCGAGAGGACGUAGCUCCUUAUUAUCGGCCAGCUCCAUCUAUUCGACCACUGUACUGUCCUCUGACAGCAGCGUCGACAUCAGUGACCUUACAAGGAGAUCAGGACGCACCAGUCCGUCGCAAUGGAGAUUGCCCGGGAAAGGAAGAGAUGGAGAUAACGAUAAAUUUACCAUUUCAUCCACUCCAUUAACGAAGAUUAUAGUUUCUCAAACAUCUGUUAAUGUUGACGUUAAGCGAGCGAUGGAAGGAAACGCGAAUAACGAAGAUGUUGACGUGCUAAGGGACGUGUCCAUUGAACGAUUUGAUUGCGAUGAAAACGCAUCAAAUCUCGCGGAACAAGAAGACAAAGUCGUGGAGAGCGAGAAUCGAAUCGAGAACAAAUACAAUAACGGCGGAAGGACAAUAACGGCGAGGGAAAAUAGUCGGAGUUUGCUGAAUUACGAAAUGCCCGUAUUCUCCGAAUCUGGGAAGGUCACGGAAUCGAGUCCAACCCAAGUUUCGGACGAGUCUGACGAGGAACUACUUGGAUUGCGAAACGACGACGAGGACAGUGCAGACGAACAUGAGGAGAUGUUCGAGAGUCUAUCCACUAUUCUGACAGAUGACACGCAGAUGCAUUUGGAUCAAAGUCAAGUACCUACUUCUCGUUCAUCCCACGAGAAUCCGGCAUACGGAACAGAAGAAUGCGGCAUAACGAAAUCCAACGGUUUGCAAGAAUCGGUGCAGGGUGACAUUGUAAUGGGUGACAUUGAUUUGACUGACGAUGAAUCUGCGAAUAGUAGAGCUGCUGCUGCUGUGACUCCGCGGGUAGUACAUGAUGGUGCGGAUAAUAAUAAAGAAGAGACGCAUUCGAUGCCAAUUCAUGUUCAUUCAAAGCGUAUAUUUUAUUACGACAUGUCGAACAUUACAGACGAUGAGUCCGAUUCCAGUACUAGAGAAACUGCAGAAGAACCAAAAGCGAAAAAUGGUAGGUAUUCCAAUUUACAAGAACUCUACGUCGCGCAGAAUAUCGAAAGGGAGAAGAGCGACGAAUCCAAUGAGAAGAGUUAUUAUAAAUCAAGUGAGAGAGAAAGUGUCUUGAAGAGAAACCUUGAUAAUGAUAAAGCUCCAUCAGCACCCCGACAGCAUCGGGCCAAUGUCGAUGACAGGUACGACAACAUUUUUUCAAGCUUUAUAAAACUGCAUAAAGUAGACGAUCGUAGGGUCGAGAUAUCCAAUGAAAAUGAGAAGGAAGCCGAGAGGAAGCUGUCAGCUGGCGACAAUUUCUCGGAAAGUGAGAGGAAUCGAGUUGAGGUCACGGAUGUUUCGUCUGUACGUAUGACUAGAUCACGUAGAGCAGAUUCGGUCGUAAUAGACACAGCAGAUGUUCCGACGCGGCAUGCAGAGCCAGAUAAAGUCACCCGUCUACGAAGAGCAAGUUCAGUGACGAAGGAUUCUCCGCGAUUGCAAGGGACGACUACUUUGGCCACGCUAAAUUUUCCAAAAGAUCAUUCGUCGCAGGAAACGGAAAUAUCACCGUUGGAAAUAUCAUCGCGUUCGAGGAGAGCGAGUUCGGCAGCAAAGGAGAUAAGGAUAGAUUCUCCCUCCUCGGGAAAAUUACGUGGCCGAAGAGCGAGUUCUCUCGCGAAGGACGUGCUCGUGAUGAGCUCGGACGAGAAUAAUCUUGAGUCACAAUCAGAAAACUCUGAUGCGCAAUCAUUAACGAGAAGAGGUCGCAGAUGUACGUCCAUUGCGAAGGAGAUGCAGCCGCGGGAUCUCGAAACGAAAGAUAGCGAUUCCGAGAGCGUCAAAGACGAAUUACCAGUCAGAAGAAGCACAAGACUCGCUUCUUUCGCAAGAAAAGAAUUACAGGCGGACGUGCCACUGGCUUCGCGAGAGAGGAGUUUUGCGAGGGAGACGGGGAGUGACGACGAGGAAGGAAGCGAGAAUGCGAACAAGAGGUCUUUGCGGCGCACGAGAAUGUCUUCGGUAUCGUCUGAUACGGAUUGUAGUAUUGCAUCGACAAGCAGAUCAUUAAGAUCAUCUACAAGAGAUUUCGACAAGGAGCGUUUGACUACAAAGGAGCCAGGCAUUAAAACAAACUACCGGAAACGCGGUAGUUCAGUACCUAAGGAGAUGACGGCGCGACUCGGCAUAGGAUCACGGCGACGUAGGUCCAGUAGUAUUAUCAACGAAAUCAUCCCAGAGGUCGCCGAGCCUCCGGACGAUUCGGAAAAAUCCGGGAGUUCCGCCGCGAGAGAGAUGUCGCGGGAGAUUGUCGUCGGUAGACUAACGAGAAACGCGCGCAUUCGAAGCACGUCAGUGCUGUCCGUGCCGGAAGAAUUGGAGGAGAUUUUGAGUCCGUCAUUGAGGGAGACGACGAGAGCCACCAGGAAGAAAGCUGUACAGAGUAAUGCCAGACAGAGAAGAGCGACCAGCGCGGAUGUGACACACACGGAGAUGAAAAGGAGAGUUCGAAAUCGCGUUGACGCGAUGGUGCCGCCAAUAGCGGAAGAGCUUGCGGAGAAUGAUAUCGAUAUUUCAGCGUCUGGAAAAAGGACGGUAACAAGCACGAUCAAGAAGACGAAAAAAGACAUGGUGAAGCCAAGACCAAGAGGUAGACCGCGCAAGACCAGCAUGAGUCAAGAAUCCAGCAAUCUCUAUUCCUUCUCGCUGCCGGAGAAGACUGACGACAUGCCGUUAGAUGAGAAAGACAUUGGACAAGUCCCGAAUUAUGUGUUCUCACCGCCCCAAACCAGAUCUAAAAAUAUUUCUUCGGACCAACAUCAUCGUAGAAAAAUAAGCUCGUUUAUACCGAGUCCUUAUCAGGAAGGAGAUCAACGGCCCGCUGUCUUCUCAGAGAAACCUCAUGGCAUCGAAUCCGGCCGUUACGCUCGUUUAGUAAAAAAUGAUUUUGGAUCGCGAUUUCGCGAAAAAUUUAUUGUAUCUAAACGAUCCAAAAAUACAACAGAUCUUGAUUAAAACUGAAAAUUUCCCAGAAUUCUGUCGCGUAUUUAAGUUUGUAAAUCUUUCAAUACACUUUUUUUUAUAAAUUUAUUUCACAUAUUUUUCUUAUCACCGCAAUAUUUUUUUCUUUAUUACGUGCUUCUACCAAUUAAAGCGCGGCACGGCAACGAUUACUCGUUGCAGAGCAUUAACACUUUUAACACUUACAGGCAUAAAAUGAUACGUGAAACGUUAGGAAUCGUUACAUACGUAAAAAUUGUUGACCAUUAAAACUCUUACAAGUUUCAGUACGUCUUUAUUCUGGUCAAAAAAUACAGUACAAAAUAAUCUCUCUGGUAAAACGAAUAACUACGAAUGCUGAUAAACAAAAAUUCAACUUGAAAGAUUUAAUUAACACUUGUAUUCUAAAAAGUAGAAAAUUAAAACGAUUAUUUUAUUUGUAAUGUUGAUCAAGAUCUUGUUUUUUUCUUUGCGAACAACUUGAGAUUUGUUUCAAAUAACAAUUAGGGAAAGUAUCUUGAUUUUCUUUUCCAAUUAAUUAAUUUUCUUUAAUUCUGAUUAGAUUCUAAUCCGAAUUAGAUUAGAAUUUGUGUUAGGGUAAUUUAAGUCAUGGUGGGAGAUAAUCGAAUAUUCCAACAGCGAUAUUUGGAAUAUACCCUAAUACGAUGUUGAAAUUAUAUGAAGAAGUAUCUUUCUUUUUUCUUUCAAUACUUAGAGAUUCAAAAAUUAUUUUUAUCAGAUUUGUAAACCUGCAAAUUGCAAUUCAAAUUACACAUCAUACAUGUCCAAGUUGCAUUUAAAAAAAAAAAAAAAGAUUGUUUCGUCCAAUCUCGAGAGGUAUAUUGCGUUAUUUCUAUAUCAUUGUACGAAUUGACAAGUGUGUGUAUGUGAGAUUUCAAUGAGUCAUGUCAAACAAUAUUAUAAAUGGUAAAUUAUCAUUAAAAAAUGUCAAAAUAUCAAACGAUUGCGUUGCACGCACACACGCACACACACACGACACGCUCUUUCUUUGGCCAUUACAAUAGCAUUCAUUCCGUUUAUACAUACACUUUAAAUAUAUUUUCUGUCAGUUAUUAGUUUUUUUUAUGUUAGUAUUUCUACAUUUUCAUUUUGUAGCACAGGAUUCUUUGCUACAUAUUUUGCAUAUAUUAAUAUAAUACAUACACACUCUUAUAUAUUUUCGGCGAGAAGACAAGAAAUGUAUCAUAUCUUUGUAAAUAAUUUAUUAUCAUACUCAUGUAUAGUUGUAUUGAUACAAUAAAUGUAAAAGAAAGGUAA